AUGGAUCUACUACCACGAACCAGAACGCGUCCUAUGCCUUCUCUUGUUUCUGGUGAUUUUAUCAUCACCACCACAACUUCUUUAGAUAAAGACCUUCUUCACCAAAUAAAUUGGGAAAAAACGGUCUUUGUUGUAGAUACGCCCCCUACUGGGUUUAUUACACGUAUAAUUCAAGAAUUCCAACAAAUCUACCCACAAGCCCACCUUUCCCAUCUUGUGGCACCUUCUCCCACCUCACCCGAUACUUCCGAACAAAAGACUGAUCAAAACCUAAAUCAAAACUCAAAUCAAAAUCAAAACCAAAAGAUUAACACCAUCCCAAAUCCACUCCAUUCUAUUAUUCUUACUUAUCAAGAUUGGAAUUUUUGGCAAUCAAAAUUACCCAUCUACUCCCAUUAUGUCUUCAUUAAUAUUAACCGGACAGCCGCCAAAGAAAAGAUCUUACAAACUAUGACUCAUCUAUCUCACUCCAACUCAACUCACUCCAACUCAACUCAAUCUAAACCGGUCUUUUUCUUCUACAGUAAUGUUUAUAAGCUAGAAAGUAUUUCAAAAUUACAACAACUAUCUUUUAAUCGUAUUUUGCCUAAAAAGGAAGGAUUUGGUCUAGCUCGAUCUCUUAGAGCUUUUGGUCGUACUGCUGAAGUUAUCUUUGCUGGUCAGCCCCAUCUUAAACCUAACGCUUUCUUAGUAGCUUUAGAUAGAGACAUUACUGUACCUUGCUUAGUUGUAGCUAACUCAGCUACUAGUCUAGAUACGGCUGCUGCCACUAUCCAACGCCUACCUCUUCUGGCUAACAAAACCACUACCUCUCUACCUGAGUUCGUAGCUAAACGAGCCUGGAUUCUUCUACUUACGUAUGAAGACUUACCUGGCCUGAUUAAUGGUCCUUUCUUUGACGAUCUUAGAUCCUUAGUCCAGUCUCUAGUGGCCUUCGACUGCACCGAUAAGAUCCGCACAGUCCUAAACAUGCACCAACUAUCUACCCAUGUUUUCUCACUUUGCACCACCCAGGACCGGACUCGCGCCAAAUACAUGACUCAUAGUCUCCCGGAUUUUGGUAUCAAUCUGGAGCCGACCGCCCAACACUUACACGAUGAGUUAGACCAAUAA
Nematocida homosporus is the source of this 1113-nucleotide messenger RNA. RefSeq lists its product as uncharacterized. The coding region runs from base 1 to 1113 and encodes 370 amino acids. The record is from RefSeq and is a predicted model, not a curated record. Lineage: Eukaryota; Fungi; Microsporidia. The transcript has a single exon.